AUGUCUGAUCGUUAUGAGUUACAUUCUGCCAUUGUUUUAUUCAUACUGGUCAAUUUCAUCAGUUCUGUGUUAAGCAGUAAUUUGGUGGUGAUGACAUUCAAUAUUUGGGAAUCUGGCAAUAAUGUGGCAGAUGGCUUAAAUAAAAUUGUAUCCCACAUCAAAGCGGUAAAUCCAGAUGUAGCGGCACUACAGGAAGUGAGAGAUCAUGAAGUUAUGCAAGAGUUAUUAGAAAAACUCGGUACUGAUUGGUCAGGCUGCUUGAGAAAUGCAGAUUAUCCGGAUACCGGGAUCGUAACACGACAUACACUGCUCACGGAUUCAGUCGCACAAGCCGCAGCUGGAAUCGGAGCCAAAAUUAAACUGAAAUGCAGUCCUUAUACUAUACACGUCUGGAAUCUACAUUUAGACUAUAAAUCUUACGGCCCGUACGCUGCCAACAAUAAACUGGUUACAAGUCGAGAUCAAAUUUUGGCUGGGGAAUACGGUAGCUACAGGAGGUUUUCGAACAUCCGAGACCUACUGACAAAUAACAACUUUAAACAAGCUCUUGACGAUGUUGAUAAAGUACCCUUGAUAGUCUGCGGCGACUUCAAUUCACCCUCUCAUUUAGACUGGACCUAUGAGACUCGUGAUUUACAUGGUGGAUGGACUUUUGAAUAUCCGGCGACAAGUAUACUCCAACGGGAGACUGGCCUUACCGAUUCAUAUCGAGAUUUACAUAACGACUCUCGCUCUGAUCCAGGAGUUACGUGGUCUACCGUAGACAAAAUGACACCGGCAGGUUGGAAUUGGACCAUUCCAGAGCCUCAGGACAGAAUUGACUUCAUAUUUUACAUGAAAAAUUCUUUAGUGGCUGUCAAUUCAACGACCUACCAGGGCUCAAACCCGGUAAACCCUCGUCCGUACCACCAAAAUAACGACUACCCAUCUGACCAUUAUGCUGUUGUUACCACUUUUGAAUUUGUUCAAUUUUAA
This is a messenger RNA of Enterobius vermicularis (human pinworm), 975 nucleotides long. The record is from the annotation of a GenBank genome assembly. NCBI's taxonomy places the organism in Eukaryota, Metazoa, Nematoda, Chromadorea, Rhabditida, Oxyuridae.